Messenger RNA from Ornithodoros turicata, 1398 nucleotides. RefSeq lists its product as uncharacterized. NCBI's taxonomy places the organism in Eukaryota, Metazoa, Arthropoda, Arachnida, Ixodida, Argasidae. The record is from RefSeq and is a predicted model, not a curated record. The transcript is spliced from 2 exons. The coding region runs from base 1 to 1398 and encodes 465 amino acids. Gene Ontology annotation, molecular function: nucleic acid binding.
AUGUGGACCAGCAGACGGCAGUCCCGGCACAUACAGAACACACUCGACCAUGCCCUUCUGACUGUCGCUCUCUUCCUCGAAGAGUGUGCAUUAGACCUGUCCAUCGACAAGACGGUGUACCUGCCGUUCACACGGAAAAGCCUCAGGGACUUCAAACUCUCCAUUGCAAGAAGAGAGGUCAAGCGGGUAACCAGACACAAGUUCGUCGGAAUCACGAUCACGAGGGACCUCAACUGGAAACAACACAUCAAAUGCCUCGUUGGCAGGACAAACAAGUACGUCAACAUCAUGAGAGUAAUAGCAGGUCAUCGCUGGGGCCAUGGAAAGGCACUCCAAACUGUUCACCGUGGUCUUGUCAGGAAAACCAUUGCCCACAGUAUACCUCACCUCCACAACCUGUCUGCAACCCAGGAAGCAAAUCUGCAACGCGCCCUCAGCCGGAGCCUACGGGUGGUCUUUGGAAUCCCCAAAGCAGCCCGAACAGACCUUGUCUUAAUGGAGGCCAGAAAACUCCCGAUCCAAGUACUGCGAAAACAGGAGACGGAAAGACACCUUAUCAGACUCCUUACGAAGCACACCACUCACCCUCUCGUGGAAAAGCUCAAGAAGAGGCACAAGACAUCAUGGCACAAAGCCCUACAGUUUGUGGAGAAGACACUCCCCAAGAGGCGCUCCCACACAUACAAGCAGGACACAGCCCCGUGGACAUUGACAGCCUCCGUCGUCACGAUAGAUAUCCCUGGGAUUCAAAAUAAGACCGACGCCCUAACCGAGGCUCUUAGGACACUCUCAUUAUCCCACUUGGACGAGCAGUACCCAGGUUCCACACAGGUUCACGCCGAUGGCUCCUGUGCAGAGCUCCACGCCCUACUAAAGGUCUUCCGGCACAUACAGAAUUCCCCAGCGAACAACUGGGUCAUCUGCUCAGACUCGAAGGCUGCCCUCGAAACCCUUCAAAGACAGGACCCAAUCGACAUUCCCGCAUACGAAAUCUCGAAAGCAAACACCUCUGCUACAGCCAAAGGCCACAUCAUACGUGUGCAGUGGGUACCAUCGCACUGUGGGAUUCCCGGGAACGAAGUACCAGACCAAACAGACAAAGACGCCCUCACAAAAACCAGGCUCUCGGCAGUCCCCUUUGCGAAAUCAGAUACAAAAGCUUUCCUCAGGAAGAACACCAUAAGGCGGGCCCGCAGAGUAUGGAAAGAGUCCCUUCGACCAGAAAACUACCUCUCCUUCAUAGACCCUGAAGCCACAGCCUUCAUCCCCUAUGACAUCACCCGACCCAUUAAGACGGCAAUCCAUCGAGCACGACUGGGAGCCAUGUUCACGUUCUUUCUCCUUCUGCAAAAUGAUGGGGACCUGGCAGAAGAAGGAACAAAACAUCCAAGCCCUUAA